This is a messenger RNA of Striga asiatica, 1272 nucleotides long. The record is from the annotation of a GenBank genome assembly. NCBI's taxonomy places the organism in Eukaryota, Viridiplantae, Streptophyta, Magnoliopsida, Lamiales, Orobanchaceae.
AUGGCUUCAUUGGCUCCGCAUAAGGCCGGGUGGCGUGUUUUGCCGUACGUUAUAAUAAUUAUCUAUUUGAGCUUCGUGUGUUGUACCAAGGCUGAUGGUACAACACGAGUCCAUGGCACGGUUGUGAUUGAUGGCAAAAGAUAUAUAGCCGAGACUGAUGAGAAUUUCGUGUGCGCGACUCUCGACUGGUGGCCGGCUGACAAGUGCGAUUACGGGACUUGUAGCUGGGGCAAUUCCUCUAUCCUCAAUUUGGAUCUCAAGAAUCCAAUCCUCUUCAAUGCCAUAAAAGGGAAUGAAUUAGGAGGACGACCGAUAUUAGGGGUGGCAGUCGGGGCCAAUCCAUACGUGAACGACACAUCUGUCCUUGGAGAUGUGAUAAAAGAGAUUUACAAGGGGUCCCGUGAUAAGCCGCUGGUCAUUGCGCCCGGAGGAAUAUUCGAACCCAACUGGUUCAGUAGCUACAUACCCAAGAUGAAGGGAAUACUGGACGUGAUCACUCACCACACGUACCCUGUCGGCUCAGGGGCCGACACGAACCUCAUGGACAGAAUUCUAAAUGCAACGGCACUUGAUGAAGUAGUUGAAGUAUUCAGUGGCCUCUAUAAGAUUCUCAAGGAAUCUCGAACCUCGACAGUUGCCUGGAUUGGCGAGUCGGGUGGAGUGUACAACAGUGGCCGUGAUGGGAUCACAAACACGUUCCUCUUCAGUUUCUGGUAUUUAGAUAGCCUUGGGAUUGCGUCCAUUUACGACACCAAGGUGUACUGCAGGCAGACAUUGGUCGGUGGUAACUAUGGCUUGCUCGACACCACAACUUUUGUUCCAAAUCCAGAUUACUAUAGCGCACUUCUUUGGCACCGUUUGAUGGGGAAAAGGGUUCUUCGAACAAGAUUUAAAGGGACUAAAAACAUACGUGCUUACACCCAUUGCGCAAAACCAUCCAAAGGAAUCACGGUAUUACUGAUAAACCUUGACGGCAAAACCAAAUUCCAUGUGAAGCUCGACUUCAACACUACUUAUCCGCAUAGCUCGAAAUUGAAUUCAGAGUUUGAUGGUGAAAAACUAUACAGAGAAGAAUACCACUUGAGCCCGAUGGACGGGAACAUACAGAGUCGCACGGUUUUGCUCAACCACAAGGCAUUAAUUGUCGACUCAAACGGCACUAUACCUGCACUUAAGCCCCUUCGAGUAGCUUCUUCAAAGCAUGUCACCGUUCAUCCGCAUACCAUUGUAUUCGUACACAUUGCUAAUGUCUCUGUUCAUGCAUGUAAAUAG